AUUAUAAGUCCAAAUCAAGUUCCAGUUGAUAUUCUUAAAAUGGUUAUUCCAGAAAUACUUAUAGCGAAAUGUUAUAUAUAGGGCAAUGAAUCAACCAUCUGAAAUAUUUAUAAAUAUAUAUUUUUUUAUCUGUAAUAUCAGUAUCGUUUAUUAAGAUAAAAAAAAUUUCAAAAAUUUAGUACAUGUAUGUUAACGGUGUACUGAAUUCAAUUCAAGGUCUAGUGACGUCAUGACGCACAGUCAUACGUCGGCACAAACCCCGCCCACCGGCGAGAGUGCGCGCGCGCGCGCACGCACACAUACACACACAUUUCCAUUGUCCAAGAUGGCGGCGUAGGUGCAGCGGUAUACGAUGCUCGUGUUUUCGUCGCGUUUUCAGCGCUCCCCUCGUUUUCCCUACACGGCGCGUUGAUCGGUGCUCGGCAGCGCGUUUCGUUUCCCCCCGCUUCCACCCUCGGCUCAACCUCUUGAUGUGCAACGCGCCGAAAACCGCGGACUUUGGCGUGCAUCCGGUCUGCAUUCUGUUUGGCUCGGGGUAAAAAAAAAAAAGUUUGGAGCAUCCGAAAAUGAAAAGGCAGGCCGAGCGGGACUCCAGUCCGAACCGAGCUCUUGCAAAACGGAUACGGGAGAGAGAACGAGAGCGCGAAGGGAGCCGCAGGGAAGAUGUUGCAGCGGUCAAUCCGCCGCCGCCGCCACCGCUCGCGCUGCUUCUCGGAGAGAGCCGGAGCUACCAGAAGCAGCAGCAACAACAACAGCAGCAGCGCCCGCGGAGCCGCAGCGGCGAGCGGGAGAAGCCCCGUGCGCGGGAAGAGCGAGCAGGCCUCCUCCCGCGGCCUCCGUCCAUCCUCCCGAAGAGCAAAGUCGCCAUCGCGGACGCUCUGGCUAGCAGCAGAGGGGCGAGUGGCCUGGAGUACAAGACGCUGCUUAUAAGUAACCUGGGCUCGCAGCUUUCCGACGAGCACGUGGAGGAUGGACUGUUUCACGAGUUCAAGAAGUUCGGGGACGUCAGCGUGAAACUCUCGCACACGCCCGAACUGGGCCGGAUCGCCUACGUGAAUUUCCGGCAGCCGGAGAGCGCGCGGGAGGCGCGCCACGCCAAGGCCAGGAUCGUGCUGUACGACCGCCCGCUCAAAAUCGAGCCCAUGUACAUGCGGCGUCGCAGCCUCACGCCUCCCGACGUCGCCGCCUACGCGCCUCUGCACGGCCCGUAUCCCUACAGGCAACGCUCUCUGUCCCCUGGGGCCAGCGCGAUUCGGGACGUGCGAGCCAGACAUUACGUGGAUGCUCUGAGUUUGAGGGAACGUGAGCGCGUUUUGGACUAUUACACCGCUUUGGAAGAGCGAACCCGUGCCUUCGCGUACCCCCUACCUGAGGAAGAUUUAAUGCCCGAGGAUGACCAGCGCGCCACCAGAAACCUGUUCAUUGGCAACCUCGACCACAACGUGUCCGAGGCCGAGCUGCGUCAAGGUUUUGACAAGUACGGCAUCAUCGAGGAAAUUGUCAUCAAGAGGCCUGCUCGUGGACAAGGCUGCGGUUACGGGUUCAUCAAGUUCCAGAACCUGGACAUGGCGCACAGAGCCAAAGUAGCCAUGCAGGGACGUGUUUUUGGUGGAAACCAGGUAAAGAUCGGCUAUGGCAAGGCGAACCCUACUACACGCCUCUGGGUGGGCGGUUUAGGCCCUAACACCUCGCUGGCGGCUUUGGCGCGAGAAUUCGACCGCUUCGGCAGCAUUCGCACUAUCGAUUAUAUGAAAGGGGACAAUUUCGCUUACAUCCAUUACGAGAGCCUGGAUGCGGCCCAGGCGGCAUGUGCACAGAUGCGAGGUUUCCCUCUGGGCGGACGCAGGCUGCGUGUUGACUUCGCCAAAGCAGAGGAGACACGAGCGUACCCUCAGCAGUACGCGCCGCCCAUCCCUCUGCCCCCACAUUUUGAUAUUCUAGCCGAAAGCUUUCGCCACCGGAGCCUGGAGCGGGAAAUCCGAGCACGAGCCCGCUCACCUUCCCAUCCUCUUUAUGCAGAAAGAGAACGAGAACGUGACCGAGCGGUUCCAGAACGAGACUGGAGUCCACCGAAAGGUACAGAGCGGAGAAGUAAUCCAGAAGCUUUUGGUCGUACGAGAGCACGCAGUCGUAGCAAAGAGCGCUGGGCAAAAGGCUGGGAGGAAAGACGCAAACGUCGGAGUAGGAGUCGGAGCGCCACUCCUGCCGAACAGCACGAGGAAAGGGGGCGUUCUAGAGUUAAAGCAGUUCCUCCAAAAACUCCAGACGACAGUCCUGAACGAAAUCGCGGCCGUCUCCCUGACUCCACGUCCGAUCCGCAUGACAACACGCCUGACAGCAGUCGCCAUUCAAGCGACGAACGUCCGACACAGGACGCCCGGAAAGCUGCAGAUCCCGAGCGCAACCAUCGCAAAACCGACACAGAGCCAGAUUCGCACUCCGAAAAGCCCAAAAGCGAACCCAAAAAGCCCAGCACGCUCUCCGAAUACGCCCAAACCCUCAGCCGAGUGUGGCACGGUUCGCUUGUUCUAAAAAACAGUUGCUUUCCUACUAGCAUGCAUCUCCUCGACGGAGGAGCCAACUUCUUCCUUUCGCUUCUGAAGGACCAGACGGACAGCGGCAAAAUCACACAGCUCAAGAUCGCUCAGCGGCUGCGGCUCGACCAACCCAAGCUGGACGAAGUGAGUCGGCGAAUCAGGCUGGGCGGUGCCGACGGCUACACCGUCCUCCUGGCUGUCCAGGGACCCAUGGAUCGCGACUCGCCUCCGCCCGACGGGCUUCAGAAGCGCUUCCUUCGCAACCUGGUGACCUACCUCAGGAGCAAACAAGCAGCUGGGGUCAUCGGUCUUCCUUUAGGCGGCCCGAAAGAACGCGAGACAGGCGGGAUGCUGUACGCGUUCCCACCUUGUGACUUCUCUCAGCAAUACCUUCAGACUGUUCUCAAAACUUUGGGCAAAGUGGAGGAGGAGCAUCUGGUUGUUGUGGUGGUUAAAGACUCGACUCAGCCCUAACCAUGAUCUACUGUUUUCUUUUGAAAACACACACUUUUAAUUUUUUUUAAACAAACACUCCAAACUUUAUGUUGCAGGUGAACAGCUGUGUUAAUGGAUUAUGCUUGAUAUGCUUCCAUUCAAAAUUCGCCAAACCGUGAAGAUCUAAUGUUCUCAUUACACACUAUUUUAAAGCAACUUACUUUUUAUUUCUUUGUUGUUGGUCUGUGUUUUUUGUUUUUUUUGUAUACAUGAGAAUUUUGACAGACGGUUGCUUUUAAAUUGUUGUUUUUAUUUUUUAUUAUCGACUUUUAGUUCCUGAUCUGCACCUCUUUUUCAGAGCGUUUUCCGAGGUUCCUCUCCAGCUAACUAAAACAAAGUUCUGACUCAAAUUGAUGCCUUUUCUUCCUCUUUUUUUGUUUUAUGUUUUCAGUAGCUUCCUGACUCCUGUGCAAUUUUAACAAUGGUGUUUGUCUGUUUCGUUAUCCUGACAGACCGUGUGCAUUUUAGGACCAAUUACAGGGAAGAGGGACGUUCUUCAUGAUGGGCAUCUACCUCUGGAAUGGUUUUAGAUCAUGUUUGUAUUUUCCUUCCAACAGAAUGUUUUUGGAAAUAUGUCUGACAAACGCACUCAGCAUUACCACACAAUGUUCAAGGAGAGAUGCUGGUUGUAACAUUCAACACUAUUUUCUUGCCCUGGGGCGGGUGGGAGUGUAAACACUACGACGUGUGCAUUAGUGUGACGUUAAUGCAGAACGGUUUUAAGGUUCUUUUUACAGCCGAAUGAAACCACAGCAAGCUAUUUGUUGUAUUUUAAUUUUUUUUUUAAGAAAACAUACACAAAAAAAAAAAAACAACCAAGCUGAUAUUCCAGUCGAACACUGUGCCAACAACUAGUUUUUUUGCGAAUGAUUCCAGUAAUUCAACACUAUUUCAAUUGUUCGCUCACUUUGAAACUGUAUUGGAACACAUUCCUCAUCCGAUCUCCGACACUCCACUUGUUAUACCAUGUGCAGCUUUUAUUAUUAUUUUGUUUUUUUUCUUUAGUUGUUUUCCACAAUGUGUUUUGAAUGAUUUAUGCUAUGUAUGGAGAAAAAAAUACAUGUAAGUAAACAUUUCAAAUUCUUGUUUUUAA
Messenger RNA from Silurus meridionalis, 4125 nucleotides. RefSeq names its product RNA binding motif protein 15B (gene rbm15b). Gene Ontology annotation, molecular function: mRNA binding. The record is from RefSeq and is a predicted model, not a curated record. Gene Ontology annotation, biological process: regulation of alternative mRNA splicing, via spliceosome. Gene Ontology annotation, cellular component: nucleus. The coding region runs from base 567 to 3011 and encodes 814 amino acids. The transcript has a single exon. Lineage: Eukaryota; Metazoa; Chordata; Actinopteri; Siluriformes; Siluridae.